CCUUCCCUCCCCUCUGCCCUCACCCAUCAGCUGCAGCCGACUAGAUAUACGGGUGCUUGGCUACCAACACUCGUAUCAUCAUCAUCAACAUCUCUCUCUCUCUCUCUGUCUUCCUACUCUUCCACGUUGACCACUAUCACCUCAUACGACUCAUCAAUAACCUAAAGGGGUAUCGAAGAAAUACCUUACUCGUACUUACCACCGUCCUCUCGGCAUUCAUUUAUCUUGUGUUGUCUGUGAUCUCUCAAGUUGAUCAACAAUCAUCCUCGGAUAUAUAGUGAAGAAUGGCAACCACUCGUAAUAUCAAAUGCGUCGUGGUGGGUGAUGGUGCUGUUGGAAAGACAUGUCUCCUUAUCUCAUACACCACCAACGCCUUUCCAGGGGAAUACGUCCCUACCGUUUUUGAUAAUUACUCCAGUCAAGUGAUGGUGGAUGGUAUGACCGUUUCAUUGGGUUUAUGGGAUACUGCCGGUCAAGAGGAUUAUGAUCGACUGCGACCUUUGUCAUACCCCCAGACCGACGUUUUCUUGCUAUGCUUCUCCCUAGUUUCCCCUCCAUCCUUUGAGAACAUCCGGACCAAGUGGUGGCCAGAGAUACAACAUCACUCCCCCGGAACUCCCAUCAUUCUCGUCGGAACCAAGCUCGAUCUCAGAGACGACCCUAUGACCAUCGACAAACUACGUGAACGUAGACAAGCACCCAUCGGAUUUUCACAAGGGUCAGCAAUGGCCAAUGACAUUAAAGCUGCCAAGUACCUCGAAUGUUCCGCUCUUACUCAAAAAGGUCUGAAAACUGUAUUCGACGAAGCUAUCCGGACUGUCCUAAACCCCAAUCGCCGAGCUGGUAAAGCCAAGAAAUCGGGUGGUUGUAUUUUGAUGUAAUCCUUCAAUCCUUAUCCCUUAUUUCCUUAGUUUUUCCCGACCUUGGUCUCAACCGGUCUUUCCGUUGUGCAUUGUUCAUGUUUAAAUGAUUUGCUAUGUGUAUGAACUGACGAUGUGAUGCACGAUAUUUCUUAGAGCGU
This is a messenger RNA of Tremella mesenterica DSM 1558, 1021 nucleotides long. RefSeq lists its product as uncharacterized. The record is from RefSeq and is a predicted model, not a curated record. Gene Ontology annotation, cellular component: cytoskeleton; plasma membrane; cell projection. Gene Ontology annotation, molecular function: GTP binding; protein kinase binding; GTPase activity. The transcript has 9 exons. Lineage: Eukaryota; Fungi; Basidiomycota; Tremellomycetes; Tremellales; Tremellaceae. Gene Ontology annotation, biological process: cortical cytoskeleton organization; regulation of cell shape; establishment or maintenance of cell polarity. Bases 285 to 881 code for a protein of 198 amino acids.